This is a messenger RNA of Cydia fagiglandana, 1645 nucleotides long. RefSeq lists its product as uncharacterized. The transcript is spliced from 5 exons. The record is from RefSeq and is a predicted model, not a curated record. The coding region runs from base 101 to 1003 and encodes 300 amino acids. NCBI's taxonomy places the organism in Eukaryota, Metazoa, Arthropoda, Insecta, Lepidoptera, Tortricidae.
AUUACUAUAGUAAAGUGCAAUGGUGUGGUGUUUAUGUAAAAGAUUAAAAAAUAAACACGUACCUGUUUGAAUUAUCUCGUUUAUUUAAAGAUCGUCUUAAAUGAUGUCUAUGUUACAUUCGAAUGUUGAGCCCUCAUGGCAUUGGGAAACCAACGCUGAAUUCAUCAAUGACCCCUUAGCAGUGAUAUAUCACGAGGGUCAGUGGACUUUGAGUAAAGUCUCUCCUUUAAACAACUUACAAUACAACAGAGUGAAGCUAAAACAAUAUGCGUCCAAAAUUCGUCUAGCAUUGGUCAGUAGCGUGUCUACGAAGUCUUCUGUCAAUUAUGCGGUGCAGUUUGACCAGCAGUCUCUAUUGAAGUAUUGUGAGGAUGAUGCUGAUGCUUUAAAGAUAAAUGUUGCAACAACAACAAAUGGUGGUAAGACAAAGAUGGCAUACACAGGCAUUUUGAUGUCCUGGGGAGUCAGCAGUGGCCCUGAAGGCACUGUUCACUUGCCUUAUAUGCUGGAGCGGGGAGAAAAAAAAAUUGCAGAUGUUAUUAAAAUCUGCUUGCAAAAGAUAUUUGACUGCAAUAUAAAACCAUUGAGUUUUACACAGUAUCAACUGCUGAUGUUUGGCUUCAGUUUUGUGGAGUGCGCAUCAGCAAGGGGCACUGACCCUUUUGUCUUGUCCUACACCACUCCUGGGGCAGUUGACAUUAAGAAUAAGCUGGACAUGCGGUUUGAAGUCAGCGACGUACACUACAUGUGGAAUGCAUUAAAAGAUGAGGUGGAAAACAUGUCAGAACUCAUAAGCCAAGUAUACCAGAUUCUGCAAAAACAAAUAAUGCAUACAAUACAGUAUGACAUAUCUUUCUUGGAUAUCUUCAAAAUCACACUGCUCAAAGCAGAGAUCAAAAGCAAUGGUAUUGUUAAAAUGAAAUCACCUGAAGUGGUGAACUCUGUUUUUACCGUAUUGAAUGAGAUCAUUUGCAACGAGACUCCAUUAGAAUUAGACAGUUGAGUUUUUGUAUCAUGUGUCGAUUUGUUGUUUAAUGUUGUAAAUAUAAGGGUAUUUCACCUGUCCAAUCUCAGUGCGUCUCACUCUCUGAUUAAAGCAAAAUGGGAGACGGAAUACACAUUGGACAAAGAAAUUGGAUAGAUGGAAUACCACCCUAAGUAAUAUUAAAUACUCUAGGCUGUCAACCGAAAAUGUUAGUUAACUCAUAAGUAUUGUAUUUUUAAUAGCUGUACUAUGUCAGUAGAGUUGACAUGUAAAUAGUUUCUUUGUGUGAAUGUUUUAACUUUGACGAAUACAAUGAAUUACUUAUACAUGCAAUAAUCAAUGUAAUCUAUGAAGUAAAAUGGAUUUUUCCCACCAUCAACUUGUUACCUGUGGUAGCAAUUUCGUGGUAACAAGUGGGAAUAACCGAGAAAAUAGUCAGGUCACUGUCAGUGCACACAGUUAGUUGUAAGUGUAACUAUACCUAAUGUAUGCACUGCUAAAUUGGCUGUACGUACAACAAAGCAAAGCUUGUGACAUGACAACAGCGGCAACAGCUAUAGCUUGUCACUAUGCAUUUUGAACAACCAAUAGUGCCUGAUAUAGCAAGACAUGUUGGUUUUUGACACUAAUGUUGCGGUUCUAAAAUAUUGAAAUAAUAUG